Cynocephalus volans (Philippine flying lemur) is the source of this 1868-nucleotide messenger RNA. It is a transcript of the gene MAPK8, whose product is annotated as mitogen-activated protein kinase 8. Gene Ontology annotation, cellular component: cytoplasm; nucleus. Gene Ontology annotation, biological process: JNK cascade; positive regulation of apoptotic process; response to mechanical stimulus. Lineage: Eukaryota; Metazoa; Chordata; Mammalia; Dermoptera; Cynocephalidae. The transcript is spliced from 13 exons. Bases 409 to 1692 code for a protein of 427 amino acids. The record is from RefSeq and is a predicted model, not a curated record. Gene Ontology annotation, molecular function: JUN kinase activity; ATP binding.
AGCGGCCGUGCGCGGUGACGGCCCGCGUCCCUGUUACUCAGCGGAGCGGCCGAGGCCGGACGACGCGGCCCGGAGUGCGGAGCCGCCAGCAGCGCUGGGUAACGGCCGCAGCGACCGUCCGGACGGCGCCCGUCCACCCCGCGGGCUUCCCUGUCGCCGUUCGCUGAGCUGCCGGCCUCAGUCAUUUAUAAUGGUUACCUCAGAUUCCCCAGCUGUGAUUAACAUUAAACCUAGGAGGUCAGAUGCUGUAAGUGAACAUGUUUAGUGCUGUGCCUGACAAAAGCAAGCAAUCAAAAUGGGACUUCCUUGAGGGCAGGCCUGUGUUGCAUCUGUUUCUCCACCACCUAGCCUGGAAUAUACUUCUUGGUGAAUUUUUGGAUGAAGCCAUUAAAUUAAUUGCUUGCCAUCAUGAGCAGAAGCAAGCGUGACAACAAUUUUUAUAGUGUAGAGAUUGGAGAUUCUACAUUCACAGUCCUGAAACGAUAUCAGAAUUUAAAACCUAUAGGCUCAGGAGCUCAAGGAAUAGUAUGUGCCGCUUAUGAUGCCAUUCUCGAAAGAAAUGUUGCAAUCAAGAAGCUAAGCCGGCCAUUUCAGAAUCAAACUCAUGCUAAGCGGGCCUACAGAGAGCUAGUUCUUAUGAAAUGUGUUAAUCACAAAAAUAUAAUUGGCCUUUUGAAUGUUUUCACACCACAGAAAUCACUAGAAGAAUUUCAAGAUGUUUACAUAGUCAUGGAGCUCAUGGAUGCAAAUCUUUGCCAAGUGAUUCAGAUGGAACUAGAUCAUGAAAGAAUGUCCUACCUUCUCUAUCAGAUGCUCUGUGGAAUCAAGCACCUUCAUUCUGCUGGAAUUAUUCAUCGGGACUUAAAACCGAGUAAUAUAGUAGUAAAAUCAGACUGCACUUUGAAGAUUCUUGACUUUGGGCUAGCCAGGACUGCAGGAACGAGUUUUAUGAUGACGCCUUAUGUAGUGACUCGCUACUACAGAGCACCUGAGGUCAUCCUGGGCAUGGGCUACAAGGAAAACGUUGACAUUUGGUCAGUUGGGUGCAUCAUGGGAGAAAUGAUCAAAGGUGGUGUUUUGUUCCCAGGUACAGAUCAUAUUGAUCAGUGGAAUAAAGUUAUUGAACAGCUUGGAACACCAUGUCCUGAAUUCAUGAAGAAACUGCAACCAACAGUAAGGACUUAUGUUGAAAACAGACCUAAAUAUGCCGGAUACAGCUUUGAGAAACUCUUCCCUGAUGUACUUUUCCCAGCUGACUCAGAACACAACAAACUUAAAGCUAGUCAGGCAAGGGAUUUGUUAUCCAAAAUGCUGGUAAUAGAUGCAUCUAAAAGGAUCUCUGUAGAUGAAGCUCUCCAGCACCCAUAUAUCAAUGUGUGGUACGAUCCAUCAGAGGCAGAGGCUCCACCACCAAAGAUACCUGACAAGCAGUUGGAUGAAAGGGAGCACACAAUAGAAGAGUGGAAAGAAUUGAUAUACAAGGAAGUUAUGGACUUGGAGGAGAGAACCAAGAAUGGAGUUAUACGGGGGCAGCCAUCUCCUUUAGGUGCAGCAGUGAUCAAUGGCUCUCAGCAUCCGUCAUCAUCGUCGUCUGUCAAUGAUGUGUCUUCAAUGUCCACAGAUCCAACUUUGGCCUCGGAUACAGACAGCAGUCUAGAAGCAUCAGCUGGACCUCUGGGCUGCUGUAGAUGACUACUUUGGCCUUGGGGGGGUGGGGGAGGGAUAUGGAUUUGCUUAGUCAUUGAUAGAACUACUUUGAAAACAAUUCAGUGGUCUUAUUUUUGAGUGAUUUUUCAAAAAAUGUAGACUUCAUUUUGUAGUAAAGUAGUUUAUUUUUUUUAAUUUCAAGUGAUGUAAUUUAAAACUUA